Messenger RNA from Ilex paraguariensis (yerba mate), 267 nucleotides. Lineage: Eukaryota; Viridiplantae; Streptophyta; Magnoliopsida; Aquifoliales; Aquifoliaceae. The record is from the annotation of a GenBank genome assembly.
AUGUCAAUUCUAUUGCUUGGAGGACGGGUGGCAGCAUCGGCAGCUUCAAUAUCUCCAGCUAGUGAGAAGAAAGCAUGGCUCAUUUUAGCUUGGGUUAGCACUGUAGCAGGCAACCUCUCACUCUUGGGAUCAGCUGCCAACUUAAUUGUGUGUGAGCAGGCUCGACGUGCAACCGUUGGUUACAAUUUGUCUUUCUGGAGCCAUCUCAAAUUUGGAGUUCCCUCCACACUCAUAGUCACAGCUAUUGGCUUGGCACUUAUAAGAUGA